This is a messenger RNA of Chenopodium quinoa (quinoa), 525 nucleotides long. RefSeq lists its product as uncharacterized. NCBI's taxonomy places the organism in Eukaryota, Viridiplantae, Streptophyta, Magnoliopsida, Caryophyllales, Amaranthaceae. The transcript has a single exon. The coding region runs from base 1 to 525 and encodes 174 amino acids. The record is from RefSeq and is a predicted model, not a curated record.
AUGAUAAUUCCCCAAACACAAUCCCAACGUAUAAUAGAAAAUGUACCUGACCGUGAAACUCCAAGAUGGGAUACGAAUAGGAGAGAUAAUGAAAUGGGGCAUGAGAGGUUGUAUAAUGAUUAUUUUUCUGAAAUUCCUAUGUACAGCAUCAACCAAUUCAGACGAAGAUUCCGAAUGCAGCGACCUUUGUUCUGCCGUAUAAUGAACAAGGUCGUUGAAGGUGAUGUUUACUUCCAGCAACGUAGGAAUGCGGCUGGAAAUUUGGGGUUAUCACCUAUGCAAAAAUGCACAGCCGCUAUAAGAAUGUUAGCUUAUGGCUUGGCUGCAGACGCCGUGGAUGAAUAUGUUCGCAUAAGUCAAUCAACCGCUCGUGUUGCCCUUAAACAUUUUUGUGCAGGGGUCAUUGAUCAGUUUGGAGCUGAGUACCUAAGAAAUCUCACAACUGAUGAUCUGUCACGCAUCUUGCAUCAAAAUGAAAUGCGUGGUUUUCCAGGCAUGAUAGGUAGCAUUGAUUGCAUGCAUUAG